AUGGCGUAUCAGUCCACCGGAAAAUAUGGCACCGAUGAUUUCGAUAUGCAAACAAUCGGAAACUUCCUUAGUUGUGCUUGCAGAGGUGAUAGGGUCGGGCUUAAUUUGAUGUUGAGAGAUGGAACGUCACCAAAUGUGCAGGAUUAUGAUAACAGAACUGCUCUUCAUCUAGCUGCUAGCGAAGGCCAUGCUUCGAUUGUAGAGCUUCUUUUGCACUAUAAGGCCGAUGUCAAUCUCGAGGAUCGGUGGCAUCGAACUCCUCUAACAGAUGCAAGGCUUUAUGGGCAUCGAGAUAUUUGCAGGAUUCUUGAAGUUAAUGGAGGCAAGCAUUCUGUAAUGAACAGCCCGAUGACAGUUCAUAAUGAAGAAGAUGCAAAGGAAGUGAAUAUCGAAAUUUCGGAGAUCAAUUCUGAGCAUUCGGAACGAAUUGAACAGGGUGUAUUGGGUGAGUCCGAAAUGGUCAAGUGGCGGGGAACAUGGGUUGUCAAAACAAUAAUCAAACGACAGAUAAACUUCCCAGUGAAAAUGGUUUUGUCUGCUAAUGAUAAUACUCACUUAAGGGAGCUUCGUCAUCCAAAUAUCGUGCAGUUUCUUGGUUCUAUCCAACACGAUGGUCAAAUGAUACUCAUAACCGAACAUUUGUCAAGAGGAAGCUUGGAUGAUAUUUUGAUCAAAAGAAUAGGACUUGAUCUACCACUUGCUCUGCGCUUUGCACUUGAUAUUGCUCGGGGAAUGAACUACCUUCAUCAUCACACGCCUUGCCCCAUAAUGCACAAUCAUUUGGAUCCUAAAAACUUGUUGCAGGAUGAAGGUGGCCAUUUGAAGAUUGGUGAAUAUUGGGUCCAAAUGUUGUACGAGUUACAUCCAAAUCAAGAUGAAUCACUUGGUUUUGCAGGUCAAAAUGCAGGCACUAUCAACCAACAUCUGAUCAAUAAACAAAGAGACAUCCAGUCAUUUGGACUUAUAUUUUAUCAGAUGGUGGAAGGGAAGUACAUCCCUAAAAUGAGGCAUCUCAAAUCGGUUGAUUUCGAAAUGAAAUUCAAUAGUAAAUGUCCUGCAAGAAUUCAACAGUUAAUUAAGCGGUGUACCAGCGAUAUUCUUUCUCGCCCCGACUUCAGUGGCAUCAUCGACACCCUAGAAGAAGUGUCCUUGUCUCUUGGAAAGCCUUCUUGUGUGUGUUAAGCAUGAUUGUAGCUACUCCAUGACUAUAAAUAACGAAA
Cynara cardunculus var. scolymus (artichoke) is the source of this 1220-nucleotide messenger RNA. Its product is annotated as integrin-linked protein kinase 1-like. Gene Ontology annotation, molecular function: ATP binding; protein kinase activity; protein binding. The transcript has 11 exons. Gene Ontology annotation, biological process: protein phosphorylation. Lineage: Eukaryota; Viridiplantae; Streptophyta; Magnoliopsida; Asterales; Asteraceae. The coding region runs from base 1 to 1182 and encodes 393 amino acids. The record is from RefSeq and is a predicted model, not a curated record.